UAAUGAGGAAGUGAAACUUCAGCAUUUUCUUCUUGCCUCCMCAUCAAAUUUAUUAUCAGCAGAGAUUCGGACACUCCUCGUUUUCUGACCAUGGACUUCAGACUGGUUUCAUUUAUCAGGAAGUGAAACUUUCACAGACGCUCAGUGGUAAAAUGUCGCAGGAAGGAAUUCAACUGGAUAGAGAAAAUUUCUCUUGUUCCAUCUGUCUGGAUCUACUGAAGGAUCCGGUGACUAUUCCCUGUGGACACAGCUACUGCAUGAAGUGUAUUGAAGAUUUCUGGGAUGAAGAGGAUCAGAAGAAGAUCCACAGCUGCCCUCAGUGCAGGAAAACCUUCACACCGAGGCCUGUUCUGGUAAAAAACCUCAUGUUUGCAGCUUUAGUUGAUCAGUUGAAGACGAGUGGACUCCAAGCUGCUCCUGCUGAUCACAGCUAUGCUGGAGCUGAAGAUGUGGCCUGUGAUGUCUGCACUGGAAGAAAACUCAAAGCCAUAAAGUCCUGUUUGACGUGUUUGGUGUCUUACUGUGCGAAACACCUCCAGCCUCAUUAUGAUGUAGCUCAAUUGAAGAAACAUCAGCUGCUGGAGCCCUCCAACAAGCUCCACGACAACAUCUGCUCUCGUCACGACGAGGUGAUGAAGAUGUUCUGUCGCACCGAUCAGCAGAGCAUCUGUUAUGUCUGCACGGUGGARGGACAUAAAGACCACCACAUCGUCUCAGCUGCAGCAGAAAGGAGCCAGAAGCWGGAGCAGCUCCAGGUGAGGAGAGCAAACAUCCAGCAGAGAAUCCAGGGCAGAGAGACAGARGUGAAGCUGCUUCAACAGCAGCUGGAGGACAUCAACACAUCUGCUGAUAAAACAGUGGAGGACAGUGAGGAGAUCUUCACUCAGCUGAUCCGGCUGCUCCAGGAGAGAAGCUCUGAAGUCAAGCAGCAGAUCAGAUCCCAGCAGGAAACUGAGGCCCGUGGAGUCAGAGAGCUUCAGGAGAAGCUGGAGCAGGAGCUGACUGAGCUGAAGAGGAAAGAUGCUGAGCUGAAGCAGCUCUCAGACACAGAGGAUCACAACCAGUUUCUCCACAACUACCCCUCAGUGUCAGAACUCAGUGAGUCUCCACACUCAUCCAGCAUCAAUGUUGCUCCUCUCAGAUACUUUGAAGAUGUGYCAGCAGCUGUGGAGGAGCUCAGAGACAAACUACAGGACWUUCUGAGAGACAUGUGGACAAUCGUCUCACUGAGAGGGGCUGAAGGGUUACUGCUAGAACCAGAACUAAGGAGCAGAGUUGCAUUACACAUUCCUCCACCUGCAGUUACAUCGUUGCCCUCUCACAGAGUCAGCAAUCUGGCAGAACAAGAACCACAAGUAGACCCAAGGAGCAGACCUUUACGUUCACUCUUGCGUCCAGCUUCAGCUGCUGCGAUGUCUUCUCACGGAAUCACCAGAACAAGAAAUACUCCCCAAGGUCACGUCAUCCAACCUCACGAACUGCAWAGAUAUUUGUCUUCCCUUUUAGAUGAUGAUGAUGAUUUUUUUUCUUAGAGAUUAAUACAAAACAAAAUACCAUUUUAAUGUGUAAAAUCAAUAAAUCUUUUUUCAUCAAGAAUCAA
Molecule: messenger RNA, 1600 nt
Organism: Austrofundulus limnaeus
Lineage: Eukaryota; Metazoa; Chordata; Actinopteri; Cyprinodontiformes; Rivulidae
Product: E3 ubiquitin/ISG15 ligase TRIM25
Exons: 1
Coding region: 153-1532 (459 amino acids)
Molecular function (GO): zinc ion binding
Source: RefSeq, a predicted model, not a curated record